Pungitius pungitius (ninespine stickleback) is the source of this 1957-nucleotide messenger RNA. RefSeq names its product high affinity choline transporter 1-like. Gene Ontology annotation, biological process: transmembrane transport; acetylcholine biosynthetic process; choline transport. Gene Ontology annotation, molecular function: choline:sodium symporter activity. The transcript has 8 exons. NCBI's taxonomy places the organism in Eukaryota, Metazoa, Chordata, Actinopteri, Perciformes, Gasterosteidae. The record is from RefSeq and is a predicted model, not a curated record. Gene Ontology annotation, cellular component: plasma membrane. The coding region runs from base 58 to 1695 and encodes 545 amino acids.
UGUUAAAGUAUUUAUGAGAACCAUUCUGGUUCUGUCCUCUCACCACAGACUCGAACGAUGGCGGUUAACUGGCCAGGACUGCUGUCCAUAGGCGUGUUUUACGUGAUGAUACUGGCCAUGGGUGUCUGGGCAUCCAGGAAGUCCAAAUGUGAGGAGAAGAAUAGCACCGGCAACCGCAGUGAAGUCACAAUGGUUGGGGGGCGGAACUUAAACAUCUGGGUCAGCAUAUGCACCAUGACAGCCACUUGGGUGGGAGGAGGCUAUAUUUUGGGUAAUGCUGAAGUGGUCUAUGAUCCAACAAAGGGGUUGGUGUGGGCCAUUGGACCCCUUGCCUUUUUCAUGAACUUUGUUAUAGGUGCACUCUUCUUUGUGAAACCUAUUCGGUCAAAGAAGUAUGUCACCCUGAUGGACCCAUUUCAGGAGAAAUACGGCAACAAAUUGGCGGCCGUUCUAUUCAUUCCCGCUCUCAUCGGCGAUAUCUUGUGGGUAGCAUGUGUCCUUGGUGCGCUGGGAGGGACGAUAAGCGUGGUCAUGGACAUCUCCUCCAUGCUCGCCGUGUGCAUCUCGGCCGCUGUGGCGGUCUUUUACACGUUAAUGGGAGGACUCUACGCUGUGGCCUACACUGACGUCAUCCAGCUCGGCUUGAUGCUAGUUGGAUUGUGGCUCUGCGUGCCUUUCAUAUUGGCAAACCCGUCCUCCGCCAACAUCACUGUAGCCGCGGUGACCAAGCUGCACCAGGAGCCGUGGAUCGGCAGCCUACAGCUGGAAGAAGCAGGCCGCUGGGUAGACGACCUACUGCUUUUGGCCAUCGGAGGGAUCUGCUACCAGGCUUUCUACCAGAGAGUCCUGUCCACAGCCACUGAUGCGCAAUCCAAACUCACCUGCUAUGCUGGGGCAGUACUAUGCCCAAUUCUUGCCGUGCCAUCCCUCAUCAUUGGGGCAGUAGCUGCAUCGACAAAUUGGAACGAGACCAGCUACGGCUCCCCCAGCCCGUACGAACAAGGCAAAGCCGGGAUGAUCUUGCCAAUCGCCCUUCAGCACCUUUGCCCAUUUUACGUCUCACUGAUCGGUAUAGGAGCACUUGCUGCGGCUGUGAUGUCCUCGGUUGACUCUGCCCUUCUCUCUGUCGCCUCCCAACUGGGUCGAAACGUCUUCAAGAAUGUCAUCUACAAAGGGGCUUCAGAGAAACUGAUUCUUGUCGUGGUCAAAGGGUCAAUCCUCCUGUGUGGAAUAAUGGGAGCGGGUCUGGCCAUGACAACAAAGUCCGUUCACCUGCUCUGGAUCGUCAGCGCGGACGUCGUUUAUUCAAUGAUGGCUCCCCAGGUGAUAUGCACCUUCUUCUUAUCUCGGAGGGUGAACCACUACGGCGCCUGUGCAGGCUUUGUGUUGUCUCUCCUGCUGCGGGCUCUGGUGGGAGAACCCACGAUAGGCCUUCCUGACGUCCUGCCCCUGCCGUGGGACAGGAUGGUGGACGGGCGCCGGUACCGCUUGCUCCCUUUCCGCACUGCAAUCAUGCUCGUCACCAUGGCGACCAUUUUGGUAGUGUCGCGCCUCGCCUUGUGGUUGUCUGAGAAGGGGCUGCUGACAGCAGUAGGUGACGCCGAAACCGACACGCCCGUGAAGUACACAGCACCGGUCCGAAGGCAUGAGGAGAAGGAGACUGUGAGGAAAUCCUCACUGACCCCGUCCUCAUGAACACUUUCCUUGUGCAUCUUUGAAAUACUCAUGUAAGGAAUUUUCAUAACAUUUGAUAUUACCGUGUAUAAUGAGUAGCUAAAGAAUGUGGUGAAAAACAAACUAAGAAGCAGCACAUAACUCAAUACACUUACCUUUACGUCUUUUCAUUUGGGGGUCUUUGGUUGAAGCUCGAGCUUUUUUUUUACUAUUUUCCUGGUGUUAAAACAUUUUAAUUAAUUCAACAUUCCAUUGUUUUUGUAAAUGAUAAACAUAUACCUGG